Molecule: messenger RNA, 3436 nt
Organism: Closterium sp. NIES-67
Lineage: Eukaryota; Viridiplantae; Streptophyta; Zygnematophyceae; Desmidiales; Closteriaceae
Source: the annotation of a GenBank genome assembly
CCCCACAGAUCCAUUCGGAGACCGUGGCACCAGCCAUGCCAGCAGAGCUGGGAUCAGCAGAAGGGUCACUCACUAGUCGCAGCCUCAGCGGCCUGGCCAGUCAUAGUAUCAUCCACCCCCUCCUCUUGAAUUCGCAAUAGAUUUCCCUCUAAAAGCUUCAGGUAGUAGAGGGGAAGAGGAAGAAAGAGCCGGACUAUGCGGGGCUGUCAGUGCCUCCUACCGCCCGUACUUGGAGCACCUUGUCCCUUUAGUGAGGUUCAGACGCGCUGCAUGUCAUGUGGGCACUGUAAGAGCAGUCGCAUCGCAAGGUAAAAAAACUUUGGUCGGUAGGAAAUAUGAGACGCGGGCUUUAACUGGCUCAGAGAGCGGGUGGGAGAACAGGAGACAGUUGUGCAAGCUAGGCCUGCUGAGGCUUUAGUAUCUAGCAUACUCGUGCCCUUCAGCAACAGCAUCGCAGCGGCCAGGCCGCAGCAAGCAACAGCUCGCACCAUUGGCAGCAGCCGCGACGAGCUUGGAGGCGGUGCGUUGAGAGCAAGGCGCAGCGAGGCAGGCCCAGGCAGGCCGCCUAGUACUGUUGAGAAACCCGUUGCCACUACCGUUGCCUCCGAACAUGUUCCGCAUGUUACUGCGGUGAGGCAACGAGCAAACAAAGAGAGACAACCUCCGCGCAACGCGUCUGUUGCUCGACGAAAGGAUCACCCAAGCCGCGGCUCGCGUCGCGCGACGACGACGAAGACGCUUGGCUGGAGGCCUCACUCCCCGCGUGGCAAGGAGAUCUGCUCGAAAGCGCGCUUCUUUCGCCGCCUCCCUCCGGCAGUCCCCGCCGGCUGUAGCGUUGCGUUCCGCCAAAGGCGUAUCAUGACGGCGUCCGCGCGACUGCGCUCCCCAGAUCGGCCCGUGUCGUAGGCCCCCAAGCAUUGCCUCCCCCUUCUCCCCCUCUCCGCCCAUCUCGUUUCCACCCCGCGCAGACGGCGCGUCCUUCCCGUCCGCAACCUCCUCCCGCGCCGUUUCGUGUUGGCGGGCAGGAGUUUGCCCGGAUCACUUGAAAACCCCUGGCGAAAGGAGUAGAAGGAUUUAUUGCGGCGGAAGGAUGGCGGCCGCUUUCCCCGCUCAUCCCGAGUUAACUACCUCCGCCGUGCCCCAGACGCCCGGCGCCGUCUUUUGGUCCGACGAUCCCGGCUCCGCCAGGCUCAACGCCUCUGCAACCGCCGGCGCGAAUGGCGGCAGCGGCGGCAGCACGGCGCUUGUGUACCCCGCGACGGACGGGGGCGGCAUGGCGCAGGUCUUCCCCUCCUCCGCCGACGGCAAACCCGCGGGAUCGCCCCCCGAACCCAUCCAUGGGCCGCCGUCGUCGCUCCACGUCAUUCCCGAGGUGUCUCUGGCCGUGGUGGUGCUCGUGCUCGUGCUGCUCGUCUUCCUGCUGCUGCUGCACCGCUACCGCUACCGGCUGCACGUCUCGUGCUUGAUGGCUUGGGAGGCACAGCUUAACGGCGAAGGGCGGAGUGGAGGCGGCCAGGGGAGUGAAUGGAGCAGCAGCAGCAGGGAUGGCGGCGGUGCCUUCCUUGCUGGCAGCGCUCGCAGCAGCAGCAACAGCAGCCGGAGGGGCGGGGAGGGAGCAAGAGGCACGGGUCGAGGCGGCAUGUCAAGUAUCCGCCUGGGAGGCAAUGUUGAAAGUGCAGGCAGGGGAGCACGGAGAGAUGACAGUAACGAGUGGAUGCACGUGCUUCUGGACGUGCAUGGCUUUCGAGAGGCGAUGGGAGAAAGAGAGUUCUACGUUAACUCGGGUGGGUUGGGUAGAGGGUAUCACCGCGGUGCUCGUGGAUAUGGCGACGGACGGGGGGGCAGAGGAGGCAGGAGGGUCUCGUCUGGGCUUGAUCUAGCGACUAUCAACUCCUUAGGGGUGCUCACGGUGUUUGAGAGGGGCAAGAGCCGGGUGAAGUGUAGCAUGCGGGUCAAGGAUAGUGGCACAGUGGAGGUGGUAGUGGAGCAGACAGGGAAAGGCGCCACACGGGAGGUGGGAGACGGGAGGAGGGAGAUUGAAGAGCCGGAAGCGUGCAAUGCGGAAGUGGUUGGCGCUCCCGACGUGAGCCCAGGAGGGCGAAAAGCGACUGGCACACGCGCUUUACAGGGAGAGAGGGCUGGGGAGAUCACAGCGCCGCCAUUAGAAUCCGAACCAGCCGGCUUGCAGGCAGGGGCGCACGACCAGCAGGCAGGCGUAAAAGAUGGUGAGGAGGGUGCGAGAGCAGCGCACGGCGUGGUGGGGAAUGGGUGGUCGUGCGUGGCCAUCGACGUGCGCGUGCGCGAGGCGAGAUGCCGGCACGGCAGAGGCAUACACAGAGGGGAUCAUUUGGGCAGGUGUGGGUGUGACGGCACGUGCCAUGAGGAACAAGGGAGGGCGACGGCAGGUGGGGGGUCAGAGCAAGGGCUACCGGAGGGCUUGAGCAAUGGGGGCACCAGGGAAGGGUCAGUGCGUGAGAGCGAGGUGGUAGUGAGCUGCGAGGAUGGGGAGUGUGCCGUGUGCCUGUGCGAGUACAUGGAAGGGGACGUGCUGCGCACACUCAACAAAUGCCACCACCACUUCCACCAGGCGUGCAUUGACGAGUGGCUUUCAAGCAGCACGUCGUGCCCCCUUUGCCGCACUGCCAUGGUGCCUGAGCGAUUUCUCUUCCACCAGCCGCGAGAGGAAGCAGCGCCCUUUGCACCAGCAAUGCUGCCACGACCACUAACGGUAGCAGGAGCAGCUGCCGCGCAAGCGGCAGCAGCAGCAGGUGGAGUUGUGGCGGUAUCUGGUGCGGCAGCAGCAGCAGCUCCCCCUCUGCGUCACCCACAGACCACGCUCCUUGCUGUGCACCCGUCGAUUUCUGACCCCUUGACGCUGCCAGGAGGAGGUGAGCCAACCACACAAUCCCUCACCCAGCAGCAGGGGCAGCUGGAUGAGCAGCAGCGCGAGGUGACACAACCGAUCCUUGCGGACCAGGCAGGGCUGGUGGAGAGCAGGUCAGAGCACAGUGGUGGGGAGGAGCAAGGGCAGGUGCUGGGGCAGGCAAGCGUGGAGCAUGGAGGAGCAGCAGCAAGAGGACCGAGAGGUCAAGAGCAGCAAGCAGAGCGGCCAGUUGCUGAGGCUAGGCAAGGGCAGACACACGACGAGGGCAUCCAGUCUCCUGUCAGCCCUGCUGCUGCUACAGUACUCCAUAUGGGGCCAGGAGAGGAAGUUCAGCAAGUUUCUGUGCGUUCAGUCCUUAGCUGGAUCUGGCUGGCAGCAGCUCGUCUUGCUGCUCUAGGGCUCAGUAGGUGAGUAGGCAGGCGCAGAGCCCAAACUGGACCUACUGGGUUUUGUUCCAUGUACCGGUCCGGUACCAUGUUGUGAUGUAGCAUGUUGUCAUUCUUAUUUCUUUAUGUCAUGUUUAGGUUGCAUUGUACGGUAUGAAAAAGUUGU